AUGGAAGCUGGAAGAAGCGGCUUCGUAACCCCUUUGGUGUUCCUUAAACCCAACGCUUAUCUCGGCGAAGAUGUGCCAGAGGAAGUCAGACAUUCCCUGUUACCACCCGACGGCCCAACUACCGAGCCAACAUACCCGUCGGCACCAGCCAAGGACGAUGUAGCCAACAACUUCAGCGUCAGUUUCACUGACGCCACCGUUAUCGUAGGCCAAAGGGGCGUCUGGCCGGCGAUUGACGACAGUUUAUUCGACGAAGACUGCAGCUUAACAACACUAGGUUGGAUGCCGGAUUCUCGAUGGUUCCUGAAGCAGAAUCUACCGCAAAACUUGGCUGAGAUGGUAAAAUGGCGCGGCCGCCCGCGGUCCAAGUUUCCAAGCAGCAGCCAGUAUCAGGAGUUUUCUGAGCAAGUCGAUGCCUGCUUCGACUGGGAGUUAUCGACCGAGGGUAUGAAGCUCAUGUUGGCCGAGUCAAUCGUGCCGGAGCACAUCUUCAUCAAUCUUGGCGUUAGCGACCUGCCAGGCAAAUGGGUGAAUCCUCCUCUUGACUGGAAUUCCGCUAAUCAAUUGAGUGCGUCUCUAUUAUUCGACGUGCGCUUGUCGGACUUCACUACCACUGCGGCUGAUCAUCUAUGGGGCGGCGACCUUGGCCGUCAGCGGCGACGCAAGCGACGACAAAAGCAACCCAUCACCGACACAAAGGACCUUGUAGUGGGUAUAGAUCUGAAGAUCAGGUCGCUCAUAACACUGCCAAAGGAUGCGGACCUGCGAGAGGCAUCCAAGCGGAACAACGGACUGGAUGAGACCAACGAAACCAUAUUGAUAGCGGCGUUCGUUGUGACUAGGACAUUACUAGGCGGCGCCGACAGGGUCAUCGAAUGGGGCUUGAUGAUGACGUUGUUCCCGGACAUGGCUCUCAGUGCUAUGCGGCGAUUCUGGUCCAAAGCUCGGAAGGACCGACGGACGUUCAUUAGUCAACUCACAGAACGAUUCCAGAUUCGAUUCAUUCCCGCCUACGAGAACAAUGAGUUCCCCGCGAUUGACUUUGAUAACUACGUCAACUACGAUUGGGUCCGUCUGAUCAGAUGGACCGCUGGGCUCAUCGAGGACUCCGUGGAGCUUCCUGCGAGCAAAAAUGCCCUGGUUCAAGGAUAUUCUCUCGCACCAGCCUGGGCGGACAUUGAUAAUUGGCGUGAAGAUUACUACAAUUUUCAGAUGUCUGUCUUCAACAGAUUUGAAGCCGCUACCUCGCGCCCGGCUACUUCCCUCAUCGAUGAAGGCAGCGGAUCUGCCCCAAAUACGAAAGCGAAAGACCUGGUUACAGCCAUGUCCUGGCUUCGCUCUCUCUGCUACACGCCGCGCGAUAGAUACGCACCACAAGAUAUAAGGAAGAAAAUGGCCAGCAUAGGAGGCGGGGACGAGGAGCGCAUUCAGAAUUUGCUUGAGCAAGCGGUUGAGACCCUCCAAGGCCAGGGCAUCAUUACGGACAGCAAGCUGAAGGCACUCGAGGGAAGGCCAUACCGCCUUACUGAGACCUUUCUUCCUCGGUUGAUAAAAUGGACGCAUCAGCACAAGUUCGUUGACGCCACCCGCUUCAAGUCGCGACUUGAUGUCAGCUUUCGACGAGGCGAAAAGAUUCGUAUUCCUUAUGUUCUCAGAGACGGUGAAGUUAUGGCGAUGAUGAACCUGCAGGCGAAUGGGAGAGUGGCCGUUACGACAGUCGAUGUCCCGAGCAUUCCUCUGGGAUUUGAUCCCGGCAACUAUGAAAGCAGAAAGUACCCGAAGUCGUAUUAUAACUUCGGCCUUGAGAUCGCUCCCACACAAGAUUAUCUAGGUUAUCGAACGGGCAAGAAGCAACAGGCCCCCACGAGAAAACCAGAACCGAGCCAUACCAUUGUGGUCUGA
Messenger RNA from Colletotrichum chrysophilum, 1902 nucleotides. RefSeq lists its product as uncharacterized. Lineage: Eukaryota; Fungi; Ascomycota; Sordariomycetes; Glomerellales; Glomerellaceae. The transcript is spliced from 2 exons. The coding region runs from base 1 to 1902 and encodes 633 amino acids. The record is from RefSeq and is a predicted model, not a curated record.